This is a messenger RNA of Telopea speciosissima, 1350 nucleotides long. RefSeq names its product two-pore potassium channel 5-like. The transcript has 2 exons. Gene Ontology annotation, biological process: stabilization of membrane potential; potassium ion transmembrane transport. Lineage: Eukaryota; Viridiplantae; Streptophyta; Magnoliopsida; Proteales; Proteaceae. The coding region runs from base 1 to 1251 and encodes 416 amino acids. Gene Ontology annotation, molecular function: potassium ion leak channel activity. The record is from RefSeq and is a predicted model, not a curated record. Gene Ontology annotation, cellular component: plant-type vacuole membrane.
AUGGAUGGAGAGCUGUUUCGAUCUUCUCGAGGAGGCCUAGACAAAACCCACAAACUUGAAUAUCAGUGUCUGCUGCAAAAAGACAACCACCAUCAAUAUGAGCAUCAAGAUGACUCCUCCUCUUCCCCCUCCUUCAGGAUUCCCAUUCUCCAGCCCUUCACGACCUCAUCCAUCUUCGAAGAGACUCCAAAAACUGAAACAGAGAUCGUUCCAUCACCACCACCACCACCAUUAUUAUCAUCUUACAGUUUCAGUGACUUCAGACCAACCGAUGGCCGUAAGAAAGCCGGUCUCCAUCGCUGCAAGACCGCCCCGGCCAUGGCAGUCGUCCGAGACCUUAGGCAGCAACAAACCCAGACUCAGAAUCCUCAGUUGGAGUCCAAUUCCAUCAUCAGGCAAGCCAUAUUCUUCCUCAUCAUCUAUCUAUGUCUGGGUGUUUUAAUCUAUUCCUUCAACCGAGACAACUUCUCGGGCUUUGAAACCCACGCCAUGGUGGAUGCGCUAUACUUCUGCAUCGUCACUAUGUGUACCAUCGGGUACGGCGACAUCGCCCCCUUGACCCCAGCCACUAAAUUGUUUGCCUGCGCCUUCGUGCUGGUGGGUUUCGGGUUCAUAGGCAUCUUGCUUAGUGGGAUGGUGAAUUACGUGGUGGACUUGCAGGAGAACAUGAUCUUGGACAGCAUUCGUGCCAGUACCGGCGCAGGGGGAUUCUCGGCGAAGAAUUACAUCUUCGAUGCUGAGAAGGGAAGGAUGAGGAUCAGGAUGAAGGUAGCUCUGGCACUUGGGGUUGUGGUGUUGUGCAUUGGCACAGGUACUAUGAUCUUCUAUUUCGUCGAGCAUUUGGGGUUUGUCGAUUCUAUUUAUUUGUCGGUUAUGUCCGUCACUACCGUUGGUUAUGGCGACAAGGCCUUCGAGACCUUGUCUGGGAGGAUAUUCGCCUGUCUUUGGUUGCUCUUCUCCACCCUGGCUGUGGCCCGGGCGUUCCUCUACUUGGCGGAGGCAAGGAUUGAUAAGAGGCACCGCAGAAUCACCAACUGGGUUUUGCAACGAAGCAUCACUGUUGAGGAUUUUCUUGCCGCCGACGUCAAUAACCAUGGUUUUAUCAGUAAAUCAGACUAUGUUAUCUACAAGCUCAAAGAGAUGGGAAAGAUAGGUGAAAAAGAUAUAUUGCAGAUCUGCACCCAGUUCACGAAGCUUGACCGCAACAAAUCUGGGAAGAUAAAACUACCUGAUAUCUUGGAUUGCUCAUAAAUGACAGAGAAAACCUGGAAAUAUUUGUUGAGGAUUUCUUUACGCAUGUGGAAAGCAGGUUCCAAGGGUGGGUGGCGGAAAAUAGGCCUCCCACCAUAA